AUGGCUUCACUCAAAUCAUGGUUACCGAUUCCAAAGUCAAGCCAUUUCUCCCUUGCGAACAUUCCAUUCGGAAUAAUUUCGACGGCGUCAAAGUCCAGUCCACGACCUGCUGUAGCCAUUGGUGACCAUGUUCUCGACCUACAGGAGUUCUCGGCAUCGGGGGCUUUCUCAUCUCUCAACAUUGAUGUGGCCGUCUUCUCCAAGCCGACCUUGAACGAUUUUGCGGCCCUCGGACGACCUGUCCACAGAUCUGUGAGGGAGUAUCUUCAGGAAGUAUUUGCCGAGAACUCCACCCAUGCAGACAUUUUGAAAAACAACAGCAGUCUGCAAGAUAAGGCAUUGCUCAAGCGAGACCAAGUCACUUCGCAUGUUCCCAUGCACAUUGGAGACUAUACCGAUUUCUAUGCUGGCAAGAAUCAUGCAUUCAACGUCGGAUGUCUUUUCCGUGGGCCAGAUAAUGCCCUCCAACCUAACUACACACAUCUUCCAGUGGGCUAUCAUGGCCGUGCAUCCUCAAUCGUGGUAUCGGGAACACCAAUCACACGACCCAAUGGCCAGAUACUGGAAGCCCCUGGAUCGAAGGUUCCAAUCUUCAGUCCUUGCAAAAGACUUGAUAUUGAACUAGAGCUUGGCGCAUUUUUAUGCAAAGGAAAUACUAUGGGCAAGAAUAUUCCGAUUUCCGAGGCUGCAGAACACAUUUUCGGCUAUGUGCUGUUGAAUGAUUGGUCGGCCCGAGAUAUUCAGGCCUGGGAAUAUGUUCCGCUUGGCCCUUUCCUUGCGAAGAAUUUUGGGUCCACUAUCAGUCCGUGGGUAGUGCUGGCAGACGCCCUGGAGCCCUUCAGAACCAAGGGACUUGAUAACGACACUCAGUUGUUGCCUUAUCUCCAGGAGAAGGAGGACAAGAAUGUCUAUGAUAUCCGUCUACAGGUCGACAUUACACCAGCCGAGGGACAAGAGACGACCAAUAUCCUCAAUUCCAAUGGAAGCAAUCUACUCUUUUCGUUCCCCCAAAUGCUCGCCCACCAUUCGAUUGGUGGGUGCCCGAUGGCCGUUGGCGACCUUCUCGGCUCUGGCACAAUCAGUGGAAAAGAUGCAGGUACAGAAGGUAGUUUCCUUGAGUUGAGCAAGGGCGGCAAGGAGACUAUCAAGUUGAAUGGUGGAAUAGAGCGGAAGUUCCUCCAGGAUGGAGAUACGGUCACUCUCUAUGGAGUCUCCGGUAACGAGGAGACCGGACUUGUAGGAUUCGGUGAAUGUUCCGGCAAGAUUAUACCUGCGCCGAAGAUCUGA
Messenger RNA from Exophiala bonariae, 1287 nucleotides. RefSeq lists its product as uncharacterized. The transcript has 2 exons. Gene Ontology annotation, biological process: L-phenylalanine catabolic process; homogentisate catabolic process; L-tyrosine catabolic process. Gene Ontology annotation, molecular function: fumarylacetoacetase activity. Lineage: Eukaryota; Fungi; Ascomycota; Eurotiomycetes; Chaetothyriales; Herpotrichiellaceae. The record is from RefSeq and is a predicted model, not a curated record. Bases 1 to 1287 code for a protein of 428 amino acids.